UCUGGGCCCCUUUCAAGACACACACUCUCAGGCGGUUCAAUGAGCUCUUUGUGGGGGGUUGAGGUAUGCGGUGAAAGUGUGUGUGUGUGUGUGAGAAAGAGAGAGAGAGAGUUUGCUUGUUCUGUUAGUACCUAGCGGCUUCAUCAGGACUGGGCACAAAAGGUGUGUGAACAGAAUUACAACAGAGAGAGCAGGAAAACAGGAGGAGGAAAGAAGAGUGUGUGAAAACAGGAGAAAGCAGGGCGAUGCUUAGUGAGUGGUUUUGGUGGGAUCGGCUCUGGUUACCGAGGCCGGUGACAUGGGCGGACCUACAGGACGGUGAGGGGCGUGUCUACGCCCGUGUGUCCCAUUUGUACAUCAUUUUACCUGUAGCAGUCAUGCUGCUAGGCUUAAGAGCUGUUUAUGAAAGACUGAUCGCGGUGCCACUCGCAGAGGCUCUUGGGGUUAAAGACAAAAUUCGCAAGAGAGCGUCACACAACCCUGUAUUGGAAAAAUACUACAAAACACACUCUAAGCAUCCAACACAGGCAGAUAUAAAAGGUCUGUGUAAAAAGUUGGGCUGGUCGGAAAGGCAGGUUGAGCGCUGGUUUCGCAGACGGAGGAACCAAGACAGACCUGGAUUACUGAAGAAAUUCAAAGAAGCCAGUUGGCGGUUUGCCUUUUAUCUGUGUUCGACUUUCGGAGGCGUGCUGGCUUUAUAUGAUAAACCAUGGUUUUAUGAUCUACGGGUAGUGUGGGCAGGAUUUCCCAAACAAUCACUGCUGGACUCUCAAUACUGGUAUUACAUCAUUGAGAUGAGUUUUUAUGGUUCUUUACUGUUCAGUGUGGCUGCAGAUGUAAAACGUAAGGAUUUUAAGGAGCAGUUGAUCCAUCACUGGGCCACGCUAACACUGCUGUCCUUCUCCUGGUGUGCCAACUACAUUCGCAUUGGGACACUGGUCAUGUUGGUGCACGACACAUCUGAUGUCCUACUUGAGUCUGCUAAGAUGUUUAACUAUGCUGGAUGGGAGACGACCUGCAACAGUAUCUUUGUGGUGUUCACUCUGGUCUUCAUGUUAACGAGACUCAUCAUCUUCCCUUUCUGGCUGAUCCACUGUACAUGGGUGUAUCCUCUUGACCUGUUCGAACCCUUUUUCGGCUAUUAUUUCUUCAACGUCAUGCUUGUGGUGCUGCUGUUAUUGCACGUGUUCUGGGCUUCCCUGAUCCUCCGCAUGGUCAAAAAGUUUAUUUUUGGCAAAAUGAAGGGUGAUGAGCGCAGUGAUGAAGAAGAGGAUGAGGAGGUUUCUGAGGAAGACUACACACCCACCUACUCUAAUGGAUCUGGGAAUGGACUGUCUAACGGCCAUUGACACAAAGGGAGAAGUUCCACAAAUAGACACAAACAGCCUUUUGAUGCCAUGCAUGCAUAUAUGUCCAUAUUGGACACACAAUUCAUCUGUGAAUUUUCUUUUUUACAUAGCCUUUCAUAUUAAGGUUUGUAUAUGUACAGAUAUUAUGAUAGAUAAAAAAAAUCAAUACAACUUAAUACUCAAGUUAACAGUUGUUUUUAAACAUUAAUUUAUAAAUUAAAACUUCUUAGCAUGUGCCAAUCCAAAUAGUAGUUAAAACUAUCCAGAUGAACUUUCCUAUGCUCAUCAAGGCUGCAUUUAUUUGAUCAAAAAUACAGUAAAAAUGGUAAUAUUGUGUAAUAUUAUUACAAUUUAAAAUAACUGUUUUCUAUUUGAAUAUAUUUUAAAAUGUAAUUUAUUCCUGUGAUGCAAAGCUGAUUUUCCAGCACCAUUACUCCAGUCUUCAGUGUCACAUGAUCCUGCAGAAAUCAUUCUAAUAUGCUGGAUAUUCUGCUCAAGAAACAUUUAUUAUUAUUAUCAUUAUUAUUAUUAAUGUUGAAAAUAGUUGUACUGCUUAUUUAAAACAGAAAAUAUUUGUAACAAUAUGAAUGUCUUUACU
Messenger RNA from Labeo rohita (rohu), 1947 nucleotides. RefSeq names its product ceramide synthase 3b (gene cers3b). Gene Ontology annotation, biological process: ceramide biosynthetic process. Lineage: Eukaryota; Metazoa; Chordata; Actinopteri; Cypriniformes; Cyprinidae. Gene Ontology annotation, molecular function: DNA binding; sphingosine N-acyltransferase activity. The record is from RefSeq and is a predicted model, not a curated record. The transcript is spliced from 11 exons. Gene Ontology annotation, cellular component: membrane. The coding region runs from base 246 to 1349 and encodes 367 amino acids.